Strongyloides ratti is the source of this 2796-nucleotide messenger RNA. RefSeq names its product PHF5-like family and Gamma-tubulin complex component protein family-containing protein. Gene Ontology annotation, biological process: mRNA splicing, via spliceosome. The transcript is spliced from 5 exons. Gene Ontology annotation, cellular component: U12-type spliceosomal complex; catalytic step 2 spliceosome; precatalytic spliceosome. Gene Ontology annotation, molecular function: gamma-tubulin binding. Lineage: Eukaryota; Metazoa; Nematoda; Chromadorea; Rhabditida; Strongyloididae. The record is from RefSeq and is a predicted model, not a curated record. Bases 1 to 2796 code for a protein of 931 amino acids.
AUGGCUAAGCAUCACCCAGAUUUAAUAUUUUGUAGAAAGAUACCAGGAAUUAAUAUUGGUCGUUUAUGUGAUAAAUGUGAUGGUAGAUGCGUGAUAUGUGAUUCACAUAUUAUAAGAAACAUUUCAUCGCCAGUUAGAGUUUGUGAAGAUUGUAGUUAUGGAAUAUGUCAAAAUAGAUGUCUUAUUUGUAAUGCUCCAGGAACGACAGAUGCUUAUUAUUGCACAGAAUGUACCUUACUUGAAAAGGAUAGAGAUGGUUGUCCAAAAAUUUUGAAUGUUGGUACGGCUAGGACUGAUAUAUUUUAUGAAAGGAAAAAAUAUGGACCGUCGAAUGAAUCUCAUACGAUGAGCAAUGAAGAAGUCCUUCAAAAACUUAAAAAUGCAUUUUCAGAAUUGGAUAAUGUACCUGAUUCUAAAAUACUAGCAAAAUUAAAUAGUGAACAAGGUGAAGAAAAUCUAGAGGAUACAAGGAUUUUAGAAAUGACACUUGCAAAAUAUCGUGUAAAAAAACCACAAAUAACAAGUGUUUUGGAGGGUGCAAUAAAACGUAUAGAAGAAAAAGGGGAUGUAAAGAAUGCCAAGCAAGUUAUGGAAUUUUUGUUAGCUGUAAAGUUUAAUACAAAAUUAGAUUUUUCUUCCAAAAAUAAAAAUACUACAGUUUCAAAGUUGUCUGAAGAUAAAAAAUCUCAAGGAACCAGAUACUCAAGUAAUUCAAGUAUUCAUAACAUGACAAAUCCUUUAUUUCCUAGUUUAUCACGAAUCCAAUCAAUGUUACCAGAGCAAAAAGAAUCUCUUAUACUUGAUUUUACAGAAUUUGAACUUAUAAGAAAUAUUUUGUCUGCUCUUCAAGGAAUUGAAUCUCUUAUGUUUCGUCAAAUUGCAAUACCACAAGUAACACAUAAUGAUUCUUUAAGUGCAACUGUUUAUCUACACAAAGUUAGACCGGAACAUCGUAUAAUGAUAGAAGAAAUACUAAAAACAGCUAAAUAUUAUAUUAAAAUAAGCACAUUAUUGAGAUUUCAAGUUUUGGAUACUAUAGGACAAGCUCUUUUAAAAAGUGUUCGUCAAUGUAUAAAUGUAUAUUUUGAGGAAGCUUCAAAUAUGUAUUAUAAAUUUAUGGAGGAUAACAGUUGUAUAAAUUUGUUUUUAAUAUACAAAUUUACUUUAAAAUGGAAAGAACCACUUUAUAUUCUUUUUACUUUAAUGUCAAAAACAAUCAACAAAUGUGGACUUGAUAUUUUAAAUAUUGCAUAUGAAACUUCAAGAUUUAGACCAAAAGACACUUUAACUGGGGAAUUUUUAUCAAAAAUUGUUGAUGCAAUGUUUGCUGAAUUUCAUUCAACACUUAAAUUUUGGUUAUUUAGGGGACAGGUACCAGAAGGUGUUAAUCAUUGGAUUAUUUCAAAGAAUGAUGAUGUAUCAGAGAAUAGAAAAUGGACUGAUUGGGUUGUUUUAAAUAAGGAUAAACUUCCAGUCAGUCUACUUCCUAUAAGUGAUAUAUUUUAUAAAAUUUUAUCAAUUGGUAGAACUGUUUUAUUUUUAAUGGAAUCAUCAAGUUCUCUAUCAUAUGAUUCACAAGAAGAACAAAGGGUUGAAUUAUUUAAUCGUCUUGAUCCUUCUUUAUCUUAUUAUGAUUUGGGACAUAGAUCAUUAUUAUCUGGUACAAUCUAUGAAAUGAAUCGUUUAGUUUCAGCAGAUAUGGUACAUACUAUUUUAAAUACACAUCAUUUUCAAGAUCAUCUUGAGGCUUUGCGUCGUCAUUUUCUUUUAACAUGCCCAUCAUAUUUUGAAAAUAUUCAUGAUUCUUUUGAAGAAUUAAAUAAUACUUUUUGUGACUUUUCUUCAGACAAUUCUCUGCCAUUUUUAUCACAACGUGUUCACUUACAUACUUUAUCAGUUGAUGAGGCUAUCCGUAUUUCAAAUUCUUGGAGAGGACUAAGAAUAGAAAAAUAUUUUAUCAUGAAAAGUGCUGAAGGAGAAUUUGGUGCAUCAAGUCAUACACAUUCAAGUGGUUCAUCAAGUUUAGGUCAUAAUUCUUAUUACAAUAGAAAAGUUAAUUUAACAUAUAGAGCACCUCAACCAGUAGGAAUAAUAUUAAAUGAUAAAAAUGUAGCUUUGUAUGAAAAAAUAUUUAAUAUGGUAUUUGAAAUACGUGGUGUAGCAUUAAAAAUUGAUAGAAUUCAUACAAAGUUACGUUCUGUAGUGUUAUCUUUACGAAUAAAUUGCAAAGAAAUGUUACCAUUAAUGUAUAAAUUUCUUGGAAAGAUUCAUAUUAUGAGUUUAUUUAUAAACAAAGUGUUAUACUAUAUUUAUUAUGAUGUCAUACCAUUAGCACAAAAAAAAUUGGAAGAAGAUUUAGCAAAUGUAAAUGGAUUAGAAGAUAUUAUGCAGUAUCAUUUUAUGUAUUUAGAAACAAUUAAGAAAGGAUUGUUUAUGUCUAGAAGAAGUUUUUCUGUUUCUGCUGCAAUAUCUAAUUGUAUAGGAAAAAUUAGUGACUUUUUAGUACUAUCACAAAAAUUAAUUGAUUUUUGGUAUAAUUAUGAAAAAGUAUUAACACCAGAUCCUACUUUUAAACAUCCUGCCAAUGAUACAGUAGUUUUUGAAGCUGAAGAGUACCAAUCAAGAAAGUUAUCAGUAAUUGAAACUUUUGAAAACACUAACAAGAAAGAAUUCUUUAAUAUUAGUAUACAAUUUAAUAAAUUUAUGGAAGAUGUUAUACAAUAUGCAACUGAGGAUGUUUCUAAUAAUUUUAUGCCAUUGAAAAAACAUUUCCUAGUUCUGAUAGAAGUUUUUUAA